CCUCGCGGGUGGGGGUGGGGAGAGGAGAAAGGACUGGGCUUGGGGAAGGAGGCAGAGAGGCAGCUGCAGUGCCGGGAGGGGUGCGUGCGAGUGUGCCAGGCUCGCCCGCCGCCUCCCGGCUCAGUCUGCGCUCCUCGGCACACGGGGCAGCCGGGCCGGCUGGCCGGGGAGCAGGAGCAGAGCAGCGCCCCUCGCCCGGGCCUCACUGCCCAGGGCGCCCGGCAUUCCCCCGGGCGGGUGCACGGGGCGGAGCGAACAACCGGGGCUUCGCUCCCCGCCCCCGCCCCUGCACCCUGCCCGGCCCCCUCUCCAUUGAGUUUUCCCCACACCGGCGCCCAUCAAUGGUCCUGCUCGGGGAUGCACACGCAGCUCACGGCCGGAGGGGGGUAGCAGUCACCGCCGCCAGGUGCGGGCUCUCCCGAGCCGCCGCCGCCACUCGCCGCCGCCGCCACUCAAGCCCUGGGGUGCGCUGAGGUCCUGGCCGGCCAUGGGGCUGUCUAGGCUGCAGUUGCUGGCUUGAGAAGGGGCAACGGAGCCACCGCGCUCGGGGUCCCCAGCUGCCUGCAUGGAUGUCUUCAGCUUUGUGAAGAUUGCAAAGCUCUCGAGCCACAGGGCAAAGUCUUCAGGCUGGCCGCCUCCCUCGGGAACCUGGGGCUUGAACCAGGUGCCGCCCUAUGGAUGGGAGAUGACUGCAAACCGGGAUGGCCGAGAUUGCUUCAUCAAUCACAUGACACAGGCAAUCCCAUUUGAUGACCCUCGGUUGGAGAGCUGCCAAAUCAUCCCUCCGGCCCCUCGGAAGGUGGAAAUGAGGAGGGACCCCGUGCUGGGAUUUGGUUUCGUGGCAGGGAGUGAAAAGCCAGUGGUCGUUCGCUCAGUAACACCAGGUGGACCCUCAGAAGGCAAGCUGAUCCCAGGGGAUCAGAUUGUAAUGAUUAAUGAUGAGCCGGUCAGCGCUGCACCGAGGGAGCGGGUCAUAGACCUGGUCAGAAGCUGCAAAGAAUCGAUACUCCUCACUGUCAUCCAGCCUUACCCUUCUCCCAAAUCAGCAUUUAUUAGUGCUGCAAAAAAGGCCAGAUUAAAGUCCAAUCCAGUCAAAGUGCGAUUCUCCGAGGAGGUCAUCAUCAAUGGCCAAGUGUCGGAAACUGUUAAGGAUAAUUCACUUCUUUUUAUGCCAAAUGUUUUGAAAGUCUAUCUGGAAAAUGGGCAGACCAAAUCAUUUCGCUUUGACUGCAGCACCUCCAUAAAGGAUGUCAUCUUAACUCUUCAAGAGAAGCUCUCCAUCAAAGGCAUCGAACACUUCUCCCUCAUGCUGGAGCAGAGGACGGAAGGGGCGGGAACCAAGCUGCUCUUGCUUCAUGAACAGGAGACUCUAACUCAGGUGACACAGCGGCCCAGCUCCCAUAAGAUGAGGUGUCUUUUCCGAAUUAGCUUUGUCCCAAAGGAUCCAAUUGACCUUUUAAGGAGAGAUCCAGUUGCUUUCGAGUAUCUCUAUGUUCAGAGUUGUAACGAUGUCGUUCAGGAGCGAUUUGGGCCAGAGCUGAAAUACGACAUAGCCCUGCGGCUGGCGGCGCUGCAAAUGUACAUCGCAACAGUGACCACCAAGCAAACGCAGAAAAUCUCCCUCAAAUACAUCGAAAAAGAAUGGGGAUUAGAGACUUUUCUUCCCUCUGCUGUGCUGCAAAGCAUGAAAGAGAAGAACAUAAAGAAAGCACUUUCACACCUUGUCAAAGCAAAUCAAAACUUGGUACCACCGGGUAAAAAGCUUUCUGCACUGCAAGCCAAGGUCCAUUAUCUCAAGUUCCUCAGUGACCUUCGACUGUAUGGGGGUCGUGUGUUCAAGGCGACCUUAGUGCAGGCAGAAAAGCGCUCAGAGGUGACUCUCCUGGUUGGGCCCCGGUAUGGCAUAAGCCACGUCAUAAACACCAAAACCAAUCUGGUGGCUCUUUUAGCUGACUUCAGCCAUGUCAACAGGAUCGAGAUGUUUACUGAAGACGAAAGCUUGGUGAGGGUGGAGCUCCACGUGCUAGAUGUGACGCCCAUCACACUCCUAAUGGAAUCGUCAGAUGCCAUGAACCUGGCCUGCUUAACAGCUGGAUACUACAGGCUGCUUGUGGAUUCCAGGAGGUCGAUAUUUAACAUGGCCAACAAGAAAAAUGCAGGCACCCAGGAAACAGGAGCUGAAAAUAAAGGAAAGCAUAACCUCCUUGGCCCAGAAUGGAACUGUAUACCCCAAAUGACCACCUUUAUUGGCGAAGGGGAACAAGAAGCCCAGAUAACAUACAUAGAUUCAAAACAGAAGCCAGUUGAGAUUACAGAUGGCACCUUGUGUCCAAAGGACCACCGGCACUUAUAUAUAGACAACACCUAUAAUUCAGAUGAACUCAACCAGCAGCUGACCCAGCCGGAAGAUGCUCCAUGUGAGGCAGACUACAGAAGUCUAGCUCAGCGGUCCCUGUUGACCCUCUCAGGGCCAGAAACUCUAAAGAAAGCACAGGAGUCUCCAAGAGGAGCUAAAGUGUCCUUUAUUUUUGGAGAUCUCGCCUUGGAUGAUGGUAUUAAUCCCCCGACUCUUGGUUAUGAAAGACUAUUGGAUGAGAGUCCAGAACUGCUGGAGAAACAGAGGAAUCUCUACAUCAGCAGUGCCAAUGACAUGAAGAGCCUGGAUCUCACUCCAGACACAGAGAGCAUCCAGUAUGUGGCAAACUCUGUUUAUGCAAACAUAGGUGAUGUGAAGAACUUUGAGGCCGCUGAGGGGAUAGAGGAGCCCCUCUUGCACGACAUCUGUUACGCAGAAAACACUGAUGACGCAGAGGACGAGGAUGAGGUGAGCUGUGAGGAGGACCUCAUGGUGGGAGAGAUGAACCAACCACCCAUCCUCAACCUUUCUGGGUCAAGCGAUGACAUCAUCGACCUCACAUCCCUGCCCCCUCCGGAAGGGGAUGACAAUGAGGAUGACUUUCUGUUGCGUUCCUUGAACAUGGCUAUCGCCGCACCCCCACCUGGCUUUAGAGAUAGUUCAGAUGAGGAGGACUCUCAGAGCCAGGCAGCUUCCUUCCUCGAGGACAAGGAACCAGGCAGUAGCCUGCAAAAUGAUGAGAUCCCCGUGUCCCUCAUUGACGCUGUGCCCACCAGCGCCGAGGGGAAGUGUGAGAAGGGACUGGAUAACACCGUUGUUUCCACGCUGGAAGCUCUAGAAGCUCUGUCCGUGUCAGAAGAACAGCAGACCAGUGACAAUUCAGGUGUAGCCAUCUUGCGGGCUUAUAGCCCCGAGUCUUCAGACUCGGGCAAUGAAACUAACUCUUCUGAAAUGACUGAGAGUUCUGAACUGGCCACAGCACAGAAGCAGUCAGAAAACCUCUCCCGCAUGUUCUUGGCCACUCAUGAAGGCUACCACCCCCUUGCAGAAGAGCAGACAGAGUUCCCCACCUCCAAAACUCCUGCUGGGGGCUUGCCUCCGAAGUCUUCCCAUGCCCUGGCUGCCCGUCCGGUGACUGACGUCCCUCCCAAAGUUGUGCCUUCCAAGCAGAUACUUCACUCAGACCACAUGGAGAUGGAGCCUGAAACCAUGGAGACCAAGUCAGUCACUGACUAUUUUAGCAAACUGCACAUGGGGUCGGUGGCGUAUUCCUGCACCAGCAAAAGGAAAAGCAAGCUGGCCGAUGGGGAAGGGAAAGUACCCCCUAAUGGGAACAUGCCAGGGAAAAAGCAGCAGGGGUCCAAAACAGCUGAGGUGGAGGAGGACACCAAAGGUAAAUUUGGUACUGUGUCUUCAAGGGACAGUCAACACCUAAGCACUUUUAAUCUGGAAAGAACUGCUUUUCGCAAGGACAGUCAAAGAUGGUAUGUGGCCACUGAUGGGGGGGUGGCUGAAAAGAGUGGGUUGGAAGCAGCAACAGGGAUAACCUUUCCAAGAGCUUCCGGUCUGGGGACAAGGGAGGCUGAAGGGAAGGAUGAAGGGGCUCCCGAUGGAGAAGCCAGUGAGGUUUCAGGACUUGGCCAACAGGACCACUUCUUAACUGACGUCACCUGUGUAGCUUCAGCCAAAGACUUAGAUAACCCAGAGGAUGUUGACCCGUCUACCUGUGACCAUCCUUCCAAGCUUCCUGAGGCAGAAGAGAGUGUGGCCCACCUUUGUGACUACCACUUGGCCAAGCGGAUGUCAUCGUUACAAAGCGAGGGCCAUUUUUCUCUACAGAGCUCUCAAGGCUCUUCAGUGGAUGCAGGCUGUGGCACAGGCAGCAGCAGCAGCACCUGUGCCACACCUGUGGAGUCCCCACUCUGCCCCUCCAUGGGGAAGCACCUGAUUCCUGAGACUUCGGGGAAAGGCAUGAGUUAUGUUUCUUCAGAGGAGAGAGCCACUGGGCUUCCCAACCACGGAGCCACCUUUAAGGAAUUACACCCACAGACAGAAGGGAUGUGUCCGCGGAUGACAGUGCCUGCUCUGCACACAGCCAUUAAUGCUGAACCCCUGUUUGGCACUUUGAGAGACGGAUGUCAUCGACUCCCCAAGAUUAAGGAAACCACAGCUUUGACAGAGCCUGGGAAGGAGAGACGAGGAGGCAUGCCUUCAGCUUGGUCUCAACAUCCUGAAGCUGAUCCCAUCCUGCUACCAUCAAACAUUCACUCAGAAUCAAAGGUGCCAAUUCCAAAUCAAGACCCUAAUGAUUUCUCCCAAGCAAACCAGGCAUACAGAGAGGCUGUGAGCUGGCGGCCACUGGAUCUGAACGGGGGAAGCCUCAGGACACCCCCCAGCCAGAGAGCUCUGAGACGUAGCAGCAGUAUCCUCUCCGGAUCUGUAGGUUUGGAGAUCUUCCGAGAGAGAACCAAGGGUGCAGUCAGCUUAAAGUGUCAAGGUAUCACAGAAGCACAGGAGGCCAGUUCAGAAAGGCAAGCAGAACUCCCCCUGGGGAAGAAGCUCACCAAAAGUUUUUCCCAAAGCUCGAUGCACUUUAGCUCUGAAGGGAGGGUUCACAAAAGGUCCCCAGUGGCUCACAAAGACUCAAAGCUGUAUAGGACAUUACCCUUGCGGAAGCUAGAAGGCAGCAAUUGGAGAUGCCGGGGCCCUUUCAGCUACUGCUUCCUGAGCCGAGGGCAGGAUGAAGACGGUGAUGACGAUGAAGAGGGGGGAGAGGCCACCCGCCGGGUCCCUUGCCUCUAUCGACCACAGAUGACUCAAGCCAUGCCAGAACCACCCAGCCCACUCCUGGCUGUUGGGAUUCAGAAGCAAGGAGGGGAGCUGUCCAGAGGUUUAGUGCUGAAGGUCUGGGCAGAAGAUCUGAGUGGCCCAGAUGACAUAGACUUCAGCAACCUGGCUUUUGAUGCCCGGAUUGCAAGAAUAAAUGCCCUAAAGGAGAGCACAUAUGCAAUGCCCGAUGGGUUCCUCGCAGCCCAAAAUGAUGCCAAUGAGCUGCUCUGCCUUGUCAGGGCAACCAAGGAGAAGAGAGAGGAGUCACGCCCUGAAGCGUAUGACCUUACACUUUCUCAGUACAAGCAACUGUUAUCCAUCGAGUCCAGACAGUUGGGAAGUGCCUGUAGGAAAAUGGCGAUGGCGGAGAAAAGCCCAGAGGAGAUGCUCCUAGCUAUGACUUCCAGCUUUCAAGUGCUCUGUUGCCUAACAGAAGCUUGCAUGCGAUUAGUUAAAGUCGUGAACUCAGAAACACAGCGGCAGGAAAUUGUAGCAAAGAUUGAUGAAGUGGUCAUAAACUAUAUUUGUCUCCUGAAAGCUGCAGAGGCAGCCACUGGAAAGACCACUGGGGAUCCUAAUGUUGGACUCUCGACGCGACAUUCAACCACCAUGGCCGCUCUCGUAAGCACACUAACCCGUUCUCUCAAGAUGCUUUUAAAUAAAUAAAGUAUGAAAGUCACAUCAUAGUCUACCUUUGCAAAGCCAUACAUGAACUUUUAUUUACUUUAUGUGUACGAUGAACAGAUGUCUCCUUUCUUCUCUCUGUAUAUUUUGUUAUUUUAUAUAAAAUAGGAGAUAGAAGUCACACUGAUGAAAUGUUGAAAUGUACUUAUUGGAUGUAUUCUGUUUAUAUUAUACAUAUAUAUACAUGUAAAAGAAAUAUACAAGAAAGUGAUGACAUUUGGCUAUUUUUCUUAUAGUUAAAACUCCAGGUAUAUGAUGUGAAAUUUUAAAUUCUACCAUGUUAGAACAAAACAAUGAAACCUAUCCCCUUUCCCUCCAAGCAGAUACUUGGAGACCAUGUCAUUCGUAUUUAGAAGUAAAAAAAAGAAAGAAAGAAAGAAAGAAGGAAAUCACAAUGUAUAUAAAACAGUACCUAUGUUUUAAAAUUAUGAUUUUUAAGCAUUGGAAAUAGCAAAACAUUUAAAAUUCAAGAAGCUACUAUGAAUUAUUAGAGAAUAUAUAUAUAUAUAAUAAAUUAAUUUUUUGCUCAUAGUCUUUGGUUAUCUGAUGCUUUCUUCCAAGAAUCCUACAUAUUUAAUUUUGGCUUAUGCCAUUUGGGCUAGAAAUGUGGUGGGGGCGGAUUCUAUUGUGUCAGCACAAAUGCUCUUCACAAUGUUUCUAGAAUUAAAAUACUUCCCAAAUAGAAAAACAGAGGGAAUGAUGGGCAGGUUCCCGGGUAAUACCUAGAGUUAUAGAUUAUCUAAUUAUAUAAAAUGAAAAGAAUUAAUAUCAAAUUUAAAUUAUUUGAUGAAAAGAGAGAUCCGCUUUGACUAAACGUCAAAAUAUAUAAACCAAAGACAUCAUCUUGCCCCCCACCCAGCCCAACCAUGAAACUUAGAAUGCCCUUAAGAGUGACAGAACAUUUAGUGAAGUAUUUGCAAACUUACAAAAAGGAGCGUGCAAUGAUCAUCAAAAGUAAGCGCAGAUCCAGUAACAUAAAGCAAACCACACACCAGCCUGUGAGUCAUCUCACAUCACAGCUCUCAGCAUAGAGCCCCAGGCAUCAUCUUUUCUACAGGAGCCAAGGCUUCCAACCAAAUUUGGAAUUACAGCCUAACACUGGGACAAACUUUCAAAUCUGGAAUGUUCCAGAAAAUCAAGGAGAGACAACUACUUUAAUAUAGAAGCUGUGAUUAAAUAAAUAAUAAAGUAUUUAUUAAGUGUUCUAAUCUGGAUUGGCUGAUAGAAAUAUGAAUGCUGGAAAAAAGAGACAGAAGUGGUAAAUUUGACCACUUUAGGUGAAACUGAUGGAAUGCAAAUAAGUUGUCAGGACUCUCUAAAAAUCUAUCUUUAGGUCGAAGCAAAAGGAUGCAAACUCUCCAGUUGUAAAAUAAAGUUGAUAUGUACAUAUGUCCUUCAUGGGUCAUUUAGUGCUCAAGCUACACACACUCCUAUUUAUGUAGGUGGCUCCUUAAAGUAUGACAGGAGUAUGCCAGGUGCAAAUAUUUACAUUUUUGUAGCCUGCUGGGCAGGAUGCGUAACAAAGUCAUAGUUGCGCUCUCUCUCUUGUCCCUUGUUCCAUAGAGACUCAAUAACAAAAGCCACACAUAUUUAUAGAUGGUAGCAAACAAAAGAAGUUUAGAUGUGUGUUAUUAUAAAUAGUGUUUAAAUAAUAAAACAUUUUAUUAUAAAUAUUGGUGUUUGAUAUUGAGAAAUAUUAAUGGUGUUUACUGUGGACAUUUUUGGUAAAUAUUCUGUGUACUGAAAUUCUAACAUUAAUAGGAUGUGUGUUCUAUGUCAGACAAUGUGCUAACAUAUCACAUAUAUUAUCUCAUUUAAUCAUCACAACAAUCUUAUUGUUUGGACACUCUCGUUAAUUCCCUAUGGAGGCAACAUGGUUUAGUAGUUAAAGACAUGGGGUUUGGGUUCAGAAACUUCUUGAUUUAAAUUUGGACUCUGCCAUUUUCUAGCUCUUUCAUCUUGGGAAAGAUGAUCAGUUUUUUCUAAGUCUCAAUUUCCUCAUAGUAAAAUGAAGUUUAACAAUAAGAUCUAUUUCCACAGGGUUGUCGUGAGUUUUAAGUAAAAUUAUGUAUGUAAAGUUCUUACCACAAUACCUGGCAGAAUAAAUACUCAAUGUUAGAUAUUAUUAUCAUCAUAAUCAUUACAUUAAAUAUAUUGUCCAAGAUAAUAUGUGGGGGAUGUUUGUUUUAUACGCAUAUUGAUCCUGACUCUGUGCAGAAUACAUUAUGUGUAUUGCAUAUGUAUAAAAGAAGUAUACAAGGAAGUGAUGAUCCUGGUUCACAUCACAUAUCCAGUUAAAACAACUUCCCAGUCCGAUUCCUUGAGAGGCCUCAGUGAAACAGCUCUGGGUCUUUCUAAUCAAUCUCCCAUUACCUAUGGGUGCUCCAAUAAGUUUUUGUUUCUUAUAAACAAACUCUUUACUACUUAGAAAACCUGAAGGGCCCCCAUUCAGUAAACAUGGGGCUCCUAAGUGGGGCCCAGGUCCACUAGAGUGUAGGAAGAAUAUAUUAGAAUGAUACAUGUGUUUAUUUUUAUCUAGCCUUUUUUAUGUUUGUGUAUGUUUUAUAAUGGCAUAAUAGUACAGUGGUAUAUGUACAUUAUUUUAAAUAAAUCAAUCAAUUAAUAAGCAUAUGCCUGGUGCAUGUAUGCAAAGAUAUUGUCACAGGUAGGGUUGCAUUUACUAAAGUUUGGAGACCACUGAACUAGAAAAUAAAUAAAACUUCCUUGCAUUUGAGGUCCUUUAUAUUUAGUUCUCGGCCUAUUUUUCCAAGUGUAUCACCUAUCAUUUUUAUUAAUCUUUUAUUAUAAAACUUUCAAACAUUAUACAAAAGUAGAUACAAUCAUAUAAUGAAUCAAUGUCCUUGUCACAUGAACUCAUGUCCAAUCUUACUUUCUCUAUUUCUACGCAUCUCCUUCCACACUGUAUGUAGAAGCAAAUCUCAGACAUCAUAGCAUUUAAUCCAUGAAUAUUUCAGUAAGAACUUCCUAUAGAUAAAAUCUUUUAAACAUAAUCACAAUGCCAUUUUCACACUUAAAAAAAUAAUAUCCUAAUAUUAUCAUGUAAAUGUUACAGAAAUAAAUGACAAAGAAAGUGAAAAUUCCUAUAAACUCAACCCCCAAAAACAGUCAUUGUCAACAAUUUAGGGCAUCUUCUUUCAACCUUUUCUAUAUAUAUAUACUAAUGUUGUUAUUAUUGUGUUUAUGCGUUGAACUUUUGACUCAGAGAGUUGGUCUGACCACAUUUGCCCUUCUGCCUGAGUCUCAGUUCCACCAUAUUUCAUGUAAGUGGAUUGGCCAGAAGAGAGAUGAUUGAUGUGGAAAGAAAGUGCUCAGAUGAACAACCACCACAGCAUUAGGCUUAUAGUAAAAUCCAACAACUGAUGCAAUUGUGUCGGACAUUAAAAUUAAUACAGAC
Molecule: messenger RNA, 9284 nt
Organism: Equus caballus (horse)
Lineage: Eukaryota; Metazoa; Chordata; Mammalia; Perissodactyla; Equidae
Gene: FRMPD4
Product: FERM and PDZ domain containing 4
Cellular component (GO): cytoskeleton; dendritic spine
Molecular function (GO): phosphatidylinositol-4,5-bisphosphate binding; protein binding
Source: RefSeq, a predicted model, not a curated record